This is a messenger RNA of Phlebotomus papatasi, 1299 nucleotides long. RefSeq names its product gastrula zinc finger protein XlCGF8.2DB-like. Gene Ontology annotation, biological process: regulation of transcription by RNA polymerase II. The coding region runs from base 86 to 1108 and encodes 340 amino acids. The record is from RefSeq and is a predicted model, not a curated record. The transcript is spliced from 2 exons. Gene Ontology annotation, cellular component: nucleus. Gene Ontology annotation, molecular function: RNA polymerase II cis-regulatory region sequence-specific DNA binding; DNA-binding transcription factor activity, RNA polymerase II-specific. Lineage: Eukaryota; Metazoa; Arthropoda; Insecta; Diptera; Psychodidae.
UUCGGCGGGUUGUCUGAUGCAAUGUUGUUUUUUUCUCCGUGCGAGGAGGAAAACAAAAAAAAGUCGAGCUACUUUUUUUUAAACAAUGGAGGCGUCAAAUUUAAAGGAAACUCCAGGGGCAAUUAAGACAGAACCGGGCCUACCUCCUCACAGCUACUUCAAACCACACGAACACAGUAAUCUUAAACCACCAUCACAAUAUUUCUAUCCUGGAAUCUCACAAGCUUUCCUGCCGGACAUCAUGAAAACCCCAGCGAGCACAUUGCAUAGAAAUCUACCGACUUUUGUUCCUGCGUACGCCCAAGAAGUGGUCAUUUCGGAAGCACAUGAGAACACCUACAAAGUCAUCCCCGGCUCCUCUAGAUCACCAUCAACAAACUCAACCAUGUCACCACCAACUGCACCUGCCAAGGAUAAACCCUAUCAGUGCAAAGUGUGCUCGAAAAAGUUCUCAUCUCCUGAAUACCUUAAAGUUCACUUCCGGAUUCAUUCGGGAGAAAAGCCCUAUGCAUGCAAAUACCCAAACUGUGCGAAAAAAUUCACUCAGCAGUCCGGGCUGAAUUCCCAUCUUAGAACACAUUCGGGAGAAAAACCCUUUCCCUGUUCCCUAUGCGAUAAGCGCUUUUCGCAGAAAAUCAACAUGCAGCUGCAUUUGAGGAAGCAUUCGGGUAUUAAACCCUUUCAGUGUCAAGUUUGUCAGAAGGCUUUCUACUCUCCCGAAUGUCUCAAGAUUCACUAUCGUACGCACACCGGCGAGAAACCCUACGAAUGCAGGUAUCCAAAUUGCCAGAAGAGAUUCACGCAGCAAUCCGGACUGAUUUCACAUGAACGCACCCAUUCAGGAGAAAAACCAUUUUCCUGCACAUUGUGUGAAAAGCGCUUCUCACAGAAGAUCAACCUACAGAUACAUCUGCGAAAACAUUCAGGUAUUAAACCUUACCAGUGCACCUACUGCCAGAAAUCUUUCUACUCUCCGGAAUGUCUAAAGAUUCAUACAAGAAUACAUACAGGUGAAAAGCCUUUUCAAUGCGCCAUUUGCGAAAAAAGAUUCAUCCAGCAGUCCAGUCUCAACAGCCACAUCCGGAAGCACGCAGGAGAUGAUUUGUGAGAGCAUCCAGUCAACGCAGACCCACGAUCAAAGUAAGCAGACGUAUCAUUUCUCUUAAUUUCCCAAUUGCCAUAAUAAUGAAUUAUAUUCCUUACCUUGGUAGUGCCCCUAAAAAAAAAUUACAUACGAUUUUAUGAAUAUUCAUUUGUGCAGUGCUAAAUGAUGAUCACAUUAAAAAUAUUUUAUUAAUA